GCCACCGCCGCAGCAGUAGCCUGUAGUGCGUGGAAACGAUAUCCUAGCUGCGCUACACUCGAUUCUAUUGCACCUCUCUCUCGGGUAUAUCGAGAACAUGUCAGAGAUGCAGAAAGUUCUGCUGUUUGGACUAUCAGGGAACCCCCCGACAGGCCGAGAUGGGCACGGCGGCAUGAUUGAGUACUUCGUCAACCUAGCACGGUUCAGCGAGAUCUGGGUCCUCCCGGUGUACCAGCACAUGUUCUCGGCCAAGAGAAAAGCAAUGGCGAAGACGGGCGCUCCGACGUACGAGGACAGAAUAGAGAUGUGCAGGCUCGCCUUCGAAAGCUACUCCACGGCGAGCUGCAGGGUGCGCGUGUUAAGAACGGAGCAGGAGGUUUUCGCGGAGAUGCUCAACUCUCGAGGGACCGGGCCAGCGCGGUCAAGCACCUACGACGUGGUGGUCUACCUGAAGAAGCAACACCCCGACGUUGAGUUCUCGUUGCUGCUCGGGACGGACACGUACCAAGACCUCCGCAAGGGGAAGUGGCGCAAGUCCGAGGAGCUCAUGAACAUGGUGUCCUUGGCCAUCGUCGAUAGAAUGGGAGUGCGGCCCGAGACGGAGAAUCUGCUCUCUGGAGUAGAGUUGCACCACCCGCCCUUGCUCACGGAUGUCUCCUCGACAAAAAUUCGGGACGCAAGAGCGGAAGAUCUCCUGGAAGGAACGCUGGCGGUAGAGACCUCUGUCCUGCGGUACAUGAAGGACCACCGCCUCUACGGCUUCGGCCGGCAGUCGCGGCUGGAGAAUGUGCUCGUGGCGGCGUCAGAACGGUUCUCGUCAGUCUUCUCGGAGGAGCGGCGGUGGAUGGUCAUCGCGGGCACAGCAGCUGUCGUGGUGACCGUCGGAGUGUUGCGGGUUGUCGGCCGAUUUCGGGACGGCGGCAUUCGAGGGGGAAGAGCCCGCUCGGUUUCCUAAGACGGAACAUGCUCGGCCCGAACGAAAACGAUUUGCCGACUCGGCGUAGGAAAAAGGGUUGUGGAUUGUAUUUUGUGUAUCGUUCGUUUCGGUAGAUUAGUUUGUUACGUUGUUGAUGGGAAGAGUAUCUGCCUUGCGCCUGGCACGACCGGCUUUCAUUUUCCUUCGGUUUGGUCCUCCGGCCCGCGUGCGUGAUUCUGCAUCACCACGAUGUGGUGUUUGUUUCGGUGGUGUAGGUUGUGUAAAGUAUUGUGGAUGGAUGUUGGAGAUAUCUUCGGAGAUUUCUCUUGUUCACAGCAUUGCAAGGGGGGAUAUCCCCCGGAGAAUGUGGU
Molecule: messenger RNA, 1287 nt
Organism: Ectocarpus siliculosus
Lineage: Eukaryota; Phaeophyceae; Ectocarpales; Ectocarpaceae
Source: the annotation of a GenBank genome assembly